UGCAAUGCGAAAAAUUUAAUUUCGAGGGUAUAAUUUGAUAAUUGUUAAACCUUUUGGGUACAAAGUGUGAUUCCCUCUAAAAUCAAAAUCCACUUUCAAACGUGAACCAAAUCACAUGCUUUCCACGACCACUACUCCAUAAGCUCAUUUGACUAUAUAGCGCAAUCAAAAUCAUCCAGGUCACACAAAAACCUUGUUUUUAUUCCCAGCAACAAAGGUCAACUAUAGACACGUGCAAUCCAUGUGACAUCUCCGUACGUGGCAAGCGGACAAGACUUUAACCAUGGUAAGAGAGUGGUACCACCCACACUGGAUAAGAGCUCAUCGCAUUAAAUUCCCAAAUGCUGACGUGUCUUUCGCCCACAAACUCCAUCGACAAACCGUAAAGAAGACGGGACGCAGACGCACCACAAACCCCCUCAGUCAACCACUACGCAUUCCUACUUCACUUUAAACCCCUCAAUAAACAACCAAAAACCACCGCCACCGCCAUCAACAGACCCAAGCACUCGUCAAACCACCAUGAUCAGCAUAGCCCCUGCUCCAUCACCGGAACAUUACGAUACACAGUGGGCCCCAUCACCUUCCAUGGCAUAUAUGCACCAAUCCUCGUCACCACCGCCGUUGCCGUCCAAAUCUUCCAUCGAUUUCAGUCCACCGUUGAUAGUUAUGGUGGUAAUCAUCGCCACCGCUUUUGUCAUCAUCACUUACUCACGCCUAAUCUCUCGCCACAUGCUCCACCUCCACCGUCGCUACCGCCGGUGGCGCCGGCGCCGUCCCCCGUCCUCCUCCGUCGGUGACAUCGAAUCUCAGUCCCUUCCUUACUCCUUCGAUCCAUCAGACGCGUUUCAUGUCCUUUCGCCGUACGGCCUCGACGAGUCCGUCAUCAAAACCAUUCCUCUUUCGAUAUACACCAGAAAAUCCAACGUCCAUGAAUGCGCAGUGUGUCUUCUGGAGUUCGAAGAGAACGACUAUGUCCGAACACUUCCGGUUUGUUCGCACGCGUUUCACGUGGACUGUAUCGACAUAUGGCUUCGUUCUCACGCGAAUUGUCCUCUGUGUCGUGCUGUAAUAUUCCGGCCGGAAUCGCCUUUUGUUCCAGUGAUGGCCGCGAGAAUUCGGCCAAGCCUCGAUGAUAUAAUCAUGGCAAGCACAAUUCUCGAACCGUUGAAUGAAUCUCCGCCGGAAAAUGACGCAAGUUUCGGAGAAAUCACGCACGAGGCUUCGCCAAGAAGGAACAACCAGUCAGAGGACCGAUUCAACGGCCGCGAUUUUCUGUUGAAGAGAUCGUACUCGUUCGGAUUUGAGCGCAAUUUAGGGUCGGAGAGGUUGGUGCUAGAGCCUGCGACGGCGUCGCCGUGGCGGUAUAGACGAGGAGGUGGUUUCUGGAGCAAACGCCCAUCCCCGUUCAGUUCGUUAACGAAGCCUAGGGUGUUCUCUUUCAGAUACUACAGAGGAAUGAAGUCUCCAUUUUUCCGGCGGCGUAGCGGUGGUGGCUUUUUUCCGUUGUCAGAAUCAAGUGUUAGGUACGCCGGCUCAGCCGGAGGCGGUGGCUCUUCGCGGCGGAGUAAAUCGUUCGCGAGCCCGAUGUUCAUGAGAUCGUCGGCUUCGGUGGCAGCUGGGCUGUUUUCAUCGAGCCGGCUGAGGAGUGGUGAUCCAGAGGCUUUGCUGUCACCUGAGAGAUUUAACAGACGGUAGGAUUGAGACCCACGUGGGAGACAAUGUUUUUGAUCAUCGGGAAAUGAACGGUCGGAGAUGGGGGUGAGGGUGACGAGGAGGAGCGGGGCGUGGUGGUGGAGAUGGGGUCAGGGGGCUUUAAUGGAGGGUUGGCAAGCGUGAAUUAAAUGAGGGUUUUAGGGCAGCGGGUAGUUUCGUGUAAGGCGGUCAUUAAUGGUGAGAGGUGGUGGCAUUUAAUGAAGAAAUUGACGAGAAGGGUUUUGAUUAUUGAUUCACGGUCACACAUGGAGAAAGAGUUCACAGGUCACUUUCUCUCUCUCUAAACUCUUUAUCUCUCUAUGUGUAUAUAUAUAUGAUAGGAGAGAAGUAUAUAUAUAUAUACAGGAUUCUUUGUUGCAGUGAACCCGUAGUGUGGGAGAUGAGUGGGUAAUCAUAAAUGUGAAGAGCUGGCUGGGCCUUUGCUUUCAAUUUCUCUUUUUCUUGUUUUGGGAAUGCGGGAAAUUGAUGAUUUGGAUUCUCGCAUCGGCUUUUAUGGUGGUUUUUGAUUUGAUACCAUAUCUCUCUCUUUCACACUCUGUCUCUC
Messenger RNA from Ilex paraguariensis (yerba mate), 2260 nucleotides. NCBI's taxonomy places the organism in Eukaryota, Viridiplantae, Streptophyta, Magnoliopsida, Aquifoliales, Aquifoliaceae. The record is from the annotation of a GenBank genome assembly.